AUGUCUUCAGCUUACUCUGCUACUGCUUCGGCUACCCCAAAGGCUGUUGCAAACGGUGCUGGCAGCUACCCCUCAGGAUCAGGGGUUCACUCUUCAUCUGCUGCUGCUGCCGCCGCCAGACACCAACAUCAUCUCCAUUUCCAUCGAAUGAGACACAGAUUUUCUCUUACAAACAUUCUAGGUGACCCCUUUGCUCUUUCAACCAUCUCUAUCGGCUCCAUUGGCUGGGUUGUGGCCCUUUGUGGCUCCAUUACCGUCUCAACUGCUACAUCAAAGUUCCCUGUAUUCACCUGGUGGGGAGUGGCUUCUCAGUUCCUCGUCAUUAUUGCUGUAUUUUGGGUUUGUGCAACAAAUAAUGUUCAUCCAUACCGCUUGGCUUUGCUGGCAUCUCUUGCAACAACAACAGUAUACACAACAAACUCUACAAAUAACUUUGUAUACAACUCUACACCCUCUUCUGCUGCCGCAUCUGCAGGUUUUAUACUACUUUCAAUCAUUAACAUUCUUUGGAUGAUUUAUUUUGGAACUACUGAAGAGGCUCCCUUACACCGAUUUGUGGACUCCUAUUCCGUAAACAAGCCUAAUACUCCCUAUGAUUCCUACUACCAUAAUCCCAUGGAUAUGGGUUAUACCAACCUAAACAAUAACAGACUAGUCUCGGGCCUUUCACGCCAACAAACAAACCCCUUUUCUCAUUCUGCUGCGGCGGCACAAUCUUCUGCUAUGGCUACUGGAAUCAAUGCAGGCAUUAACGCCUAUGGCCAGCAACAACAGCGUGGCGCAUACAGCGACAAUACAAACAGCUACAACAAGUACUACACACAAGGUCAGCAGAAUUCCAUUGGAGCAGGCUCCUAUGGCAUGGACGUUCUUUCCCAACCCGCGUACCAUCAACAACAGCCUUCAUUUAUGGCUGCACCUCUCGGUGCUUUUGAAAACAGCUCCCAAAUUCAUCAUAAACCCUCAACUGCUUCUGGUCUUGACCAGGGUGGCUAUGGUGCAAACAAUACACUGACUCUGGGCGGAAGUACAGGUGGCUACCGUGAGUCGCAGGCUUCGUCCGAUGGUGAAGUCUCGCUCCCCACAGAGUACCCUUACCGUGUACGUGCAAACUAUUCUUACGUGGCUACAGACGAAAAUGAGCUCUCCUUUAAAAAGGAUGAGAUCCUCGAGGUUAAUGAGAUUCGCGGCAAGUGGUGGCAGGCCCGCCGUGAGAAUGGCGAAAUCGGUAUUUGCCCGAGUAACUAUGUCAGACUCUUAAAUUAUGGCUGGGGAGCAGCCGCCAUUGCUGCUGGCUUGGUUGGUCCAGACGGCAUGGCGCACUAUGCUUCAGCACAACAACAAUCGGGAUAUGAUAGCAUGACUACCACGACCUCAACGACUACAGGAUAUCAUCAAAACCUGUAA
Molecule: messenger RNA, 1407 nt
Organism: Magnusiomyces paraingens
Lineage: Eukaryota; Fungi; Ascomycota; Dipodascomycetes; Dipodascales; Dipodascaceae
Exons: 1
Coding region: 1-1407 (468 amino acids)
Biological process (GO): regulation of actin filament polymerization
Molecular function (GO): protein binding
Source: RefSeq, a predicted model, not a curated record